AUGGAAUCAAUAGAUGAUGAUUUGAAUGAUUAUUUGGACAACCCAAUGAAUGUCCCACCAAUAUUUGAUAAUGAUUUAGUGUCAAGUUACCAAUCAAAUAAUAGAAAUCGGAACAUAAUUAAUAACAUAAAAUAUUGGUAUUAUAGAGGACGUAAUAGUUUAUUAAAUCAGAUCUCCACUUUCAAUCGUACAGGCCCGAUAUUGAAUGAUGUACCAUUAUACGAGCUAGAUGAAAAUGGAAACGGUUUAUUUAAUGAUGAUCUGGCUGACGAUGAUAUUGAAUGGAAUCGUCAUUAUAGAAGAGGUACAUGGAAUACUAAGAAAUUAAGUAAGAAUAUAAGUAAACUGAUUGCUAUUAUAUUGUUUGUUUGUAUUAGUGCAUUUCUUUUAAAAAAUGCAUUCAGCAAGGGGUCGAGGGAGAAUAGAGUUUAUAGCCAAAGGGUUCGCAAUAAAUUGAAUAAAUUUAAUCCAUUUCUUAAAUAUAAUAAUGGUACCUUGGACUUUAAUCCAAUAAACAUUAUUAUCUCUAUAAAUGGAUUACAAGGAGGUAUGAUUAAUAAGUACAAUUUCCCAUAUUUGAGUAAAGUCUUCCAAUUGAACUUAGAUGGGUUUAAUGUUACAAGUACUCCUUAUAUGGAAAGCAAUUUUCCAUUUGAAAGAAUUCCAAAUCUUUGGAGUAUGAUAACAGGUGAAAUACCAAUUAAACAUGGUAUGAUUAGUGAUGAAUUUUAUGAUGGUGAACUCAAUAAAGAAUUCUUAGGAAAUGAUAAAACACAUAAUUAUAAUGAUAUUGAUAUUUGGAGAAAUGAUAAAUAUAAUGACACCCAAAUACCGAUCUGGGAAUUAUUACAAAGAGAUUAUAAGUUUGAAUUCAAAGUAGGUAUCGUUGAUUGGCCCGGAUCUAAUCUUGACUAUACUGAAGAAGUUAAAUCAAAGUAUAUCCCCAAGCACAAAAAUAAAAAGAAGAAAGAUAAGACAUUUACCAAAGAAAUCUAUGAGGCAAAAGUGAAGAUGCCAUAUUAUAUGGGGGAUUCUGUCUCUAAGGAGAAAUCUAAGCAUGAUAAGAAAACAUUUUCUGAUAGUUUACACAAGAUAUUCAGUUAUAUUGAUAUGAAUAAGAUUGACACACGUCCUCAAAUGGUUUUAAGUUCAAUCAAUCCAUUCCAUGGAAUACCAUUUCAAAGUGAACUAUAUGAUUCUAAAUGUCAAGAUAUUGAUGAAUUUAUUAAAUUAUUAAUUGAAGGUAUUGAGACACGUCAAUUAAGUCAGUUUACUAAUAUACUGCUUGUUAGUGAUAGUAGUAUCAAGAGUGUUCAAUUUAAACAGAUUGCAAUUGAAGAUGGAAUUAUUUCAAAAGAUUUUAAAAAGAAGAAAAUAUCAAACAUGUAUUUAAAUGAAGAGGGGAACAUUUUAAAGAUUUAUCCACAAAAGAGUAAUCAAUUGAAUGAGAUUUAUCAAGAAAUCAAGACAAAUUUACUUUCUUUAAAUGAUUUUGAAGAUCAUGGUGAUGAUGAUAAUAAAGAUGAAAUGGCGGAAGAGAAAUUCAAUGUCGAAGAAUCAAUUGGUGCUAAUUAUAAGGUAUACUUGAAUAAUAAGUUCCCCAUCGAAUGGAACUUUAAUGUAAAGAAAGAUAACCAUCGUAUUGCACCCAUAUAUAUUGUUAGUGAACCUGGCUAUGGUAUGAUAAUGAAAUCCAAAAAAAUAUCUAAAUCUAAAUCCAAGAAUAAAAAUAAAAAUAAAAAUAAAAAUGAAAUCAAGAAAAACAGUAUUACUGAUCGUGGGUUAUUUAUUGGUAUUGGGCCAUAUUUCAACAAUGAGUAUGUUGAACCAUUUAACAAUAUUCAAAUGUAUGAUAUUAUGAAGGAAAUCAAUGGGAUUUAUGAUAAGGAUAAAGAACUGGAAAUUUUCAAACAUGUCUUGGUGCCAAUUAAUGGUAAUCAAUCCAAUACGAUUGAGAAUGAGUCUGAAAAUAAACAAUCUGGAUAUUUGUUUGUGGAUGAUUAUGAUUUAAUACGUCAUGACUACGGGGAAGGUAAUAUGUAUAAUCAUAUCUUUGCAGGAGAGACUGACGAAUAUUAUAAAUCUGUACCAGCUUUUGACGAUUUGGAGUUAAGUACGGAUAAUUCUGAGCAUGAAGAAGAGAAUGAUCAACACGAAGAACAUGAAGAAAAUGAAGAGACUGAUGAUUCAGAGAAUGAAGAUAACGUCAUUGAAAGUGAUGACGACAGUUCAAAAGGUAAGGGCGGAAGCAUAAGUGAAGAAGGCAAGAUAUAUUUGGAGGACACGAAAGCAUUAUUGGAGAACGCAACCUCGGCAGCAUCUGAGGCAAUCUCUGGGUUAGGACAAGCUAUAAGCGGGUUGGUACACGGUAUCCUAGGCAGUCAAGAAGAUGCAAAUGGCAAAGAUAGUAAUAGCAACACAGGAGAAGGAAACUCUGGAACUUCCGAGUCGGGUAACGACAAGGAAAGAACCGAUAAUGAUAAUAAAGAGCCUGUAAAUAUGGACACUCUCAAAGAUAAACUCACAGAUCUGAUCGACAACGUCUUGGGCAAUAUCCAUAACUAG
Molecule: messenger RNA, 2565 nt
Organism: Henningerozyma blattae CBS 6284
Lineage: Eukaryota; Fungi; Ascomycota; Saccharomycetes; Saccharomycetales; Saccharomycetaceae
Gene: NPP2
Product: nucleotide diphosphatase/phosphodiesterase NPP2
Exons: 1
Coding region: 1-2565 (854 amino acids)
Biological process (GO): nucleoside triphosphate metabolic process
Molecular function (GO): nucleoside triphosphate diphosphatase activity; ribonucleoside triphosphate phosphatase activity
Source: RefSeq, a predicted model, not a curated record